GAAAUUUUGACCCAGAAAUUGAGAAUUUAAAAAAAAGAGACUCGAUAUAUAGUUGUCGACUUGUACAUUGGGGCCAAAAUGGAUGCAUUGACGAAUUCGGUGGAGGAAGAGGAGAAUGGCCCACUAAAUGUCACGAAAUUGAUUGGCGGCAGUAUAACUGCCAAGGACAUAAAGCUACUGCAGCAGGCAAGCCUUCACACGGUGGAUGCUGUGGCCAACGCGACGCGCAAGCACCUACUGGCCAUUCCCGGCCUCGGUGGGUCCAAGGUGGAUCAAAUCAUUUCCGAAGCCUCAAAAAUGGUGCCCCUUGGCUUUCUCAGUGCCCGUACCUUCCAUCAGAUGCGCGCAGAUGUCGUUAUGCUGACAACUGGCUCCAAGGAGUUGGACAAGCUGCUUGGCGGCGGCAUCGAGACGGGUUCUAUUACUGAGAUCUUUGGCGAGUUCCGCUGUGGCAAGACUCAAAUCUGCCACACCCUGGCAGUCACCUGCCAGCUGCCCAUCAGCCAGAAGGGAGGCGAGGGCAAAUGCCUGUACAUAGACACAGAGAGCACCUUCCGCACGGAACGUCUCUCGGCCAUUGCCCAAAGGUUCAAACUGAAUGAAUCCGAGGUUUUGGACAACGUUUCCUGUGCCCGGGCCUACAACAGCGAUCAGCAAACCAAACUGUUACAAAUGGCUGCGGGCAUGCUGUUUGAAACCAGAUAUGCCGCUGUUAUUGUCGAUAGCGUCAUGGCCCUCUACCGCUCGGACUACAUAGGACGGGGCGAGCUGGCCGCCCGGCAGAACCACUUGGGAUUGUGCAUGCGGCAGCUUCAGCGCUUGGCAGACGAGUUCGGGGUGGCUGUGGUCAUCACCAACCAGGUGACAGCCCAGCUGGACGGCGGUGGUGGCAUGUUUGUUGCUGACGCCAAGAAGCCGGUGGGAGGGCAUAUUCUGGCGCAUGCCUCCACCACUCGACUCUAUCUGCGAAAGGGCAAGGGGGAGACGCGCAUCUGCAAGAUCUACGAUUCCCCCUGUCUGCCCGAGUCGGAGGCGAUGUUUGCGAUUCUGCCAGACGGCAUAGGCGAUGCCAAGGAGGGGCACUGAUUAUUAUACUAUUAGCUUCUUAAGAUCUACUAUACUAUGUACAUGUGCUGCAAGCAGGUGGCCACUUUCAAGGAACGAUUAAUUGAUUAAUGAAUUUAAAUAAGGCAUUUCUCAAUUUAUUUUAAUUGCUUAAUUAUGAAAUCAAAAAUGAAAUAUUUUUUUUUAUCAAAGAUCACUUAAUGGUUGCUUCACUGUACUGCGUAUAGGUCGGAGUUACGCGGAAAUUCCAUGAUUAUUUUACGUGUAGGUAAAAACAGUCUUCGGUUAGAGGCAGCGUUUUCUGACCUGACCCACACGAGAUAAAAGACAAGAUGGAAAAGCAGCGGAUGCCGACUACGCUGAUUCUAGACGAAAGGCAGAAGAAAAGCGCUCGCAGCAGAAGCAGCAGCAGACUGUACGCAUGCUAGGAAACACGUGUCGGGUCGCCUUCAAUAACAGUAGAUUGGUAGAGGUCUGGCCAGAUAAACGAAAAAGAUUGUUUAUUCGAGUAAUUUACGUAUGUAUCAUCUAUAGCUUUAUUCUUGAUCAAACAUUUCUACACACAUAGUAAAUAAAAUUUUACGGAUCGAAAGAUGUGAAUGUUCAUGGUUCACUCAUCCAUUUAUCCAAUAAAUUGAAGAUGAUUUCACGUCGAGAGUCGUCGAAAAUGAA
Drosophila persimilis is the source of this 1737-nucleotide messenger RNA. RefSeq names its product DNA repair protein Rad51 homolog (gene spn-A). Gene Ontology annotation, molecular function: ATP hydrolysis activity; ATP-dependent DNA damage sensor activity; ATP binding. Bases 79 to 1086 code for a protein of 335 amino acids. NCBI's taxonomy places the organism in Eukaryota, Metazoa, Arthropoda, Insecta, Diptera, Drosophilidae. The record is from RefSeq and is a predicted model, not a curated record. Gene Ontology annotation, biological process: DNA recombinase assembly; mitotic recombination; DNA strand invasion. The transcript is spliced from 3 exons. Gene Ontology annotation, cellular component: condensed nuclear chromosome.